Molecule: messenger RNA, 1431 nt
Organism: Somion occarium
Lineage: Eukaryota; Fungi; Basidiomycota; Agaricomycetes; Polyporales; Cerrenaceae
Source: the annotation of a GenBank genome assembly
GAUGCCAAUUCGCAUUUCCCGUUGAACAUCUCCAGGCUCGGAAUGGAGUAGAGAAACUUUGGAUUCCUUCCGAGCAUUCGAAGCGCAGCCGUACGUUGGUGCUGUGCUUCGACGGCACGGGCGACCAGUUUGACUCUGAUAAUUUCAAUGUGGUCCAGCUCGUGUCUAUCCUCAAGAAGGAUGAUAUCUCAAAGCAACUUGUAUAUUAUCAGCCGGGUAUCGGAACAUACGCAGAUCCUAUUCUCAAGGCACCCGUAUUCGAAGCGGUGUCCAAAGCUCUCGAUGCGAUGCUUGCAACGAACCUUUCUAGCCACAUCAAAGCCGGAUACAGUUUCCUGAUGCAGAAUUAUACGUUGGGCGAUAAGAUCUGCAUAUUUGGAUUCUCGAGAGGAGCGUACACUGCACGAGCUCUUGCAGGCAUGCUCCAGAAGGUAGGUUUGCUCUCGCCUCAUAAUCACCAGCAGAUCCCCUUUGCAUACGAUAUGUACAAACGUGAAGAUCUUGAAGGAUUAGAACUCAGCGAGACAUUCAAACGUACUUUCUGUCGUGAUGUUGCUGUUGACUUCCUCGGAGUCUGGGAUACAGUGGCGUCUGUUGGCGCUAUCCCUCGUUACCUCCCCUUCAUAUCAGAGAACAAUGGGACUCGCUAUUUGAGCCUUCUCAGGGAAAUCAAGGCCACAACACGUUCCUGAUGGGUAUACAAGCUCUGUUGUCAUUCUUGAUCUAUCCAUUCCUUCGACUCUUCGCCAUUCUAAGCGUUGUCUCGUCCCACCCAGCCCGACACGUCCAUACCCAUUCCGUCAAACCGGAGAAGCGUCAAGUCUUACCGGCACGACACAAUGCGUCCUCAUACAACUUCCUCAAACAUACGCCUGCUGAGGCAAGGCAACACGAGGCAGAAGAAGAAAGGAAGGACGCGUUGAGUCCGCUCUAUGAUCAGUUGGAUGCUAGUUGGGCUUGGCACGUACUGGAGUGGAUUCCCCAGAGGGUGAAGAAACAAAAGGCGAUUGUAAAGGGGUGGGAGAAGGGUGGAUAUAAGUGGAUGUGGAACAAAGGUCAAGGUCGCAAGAUCUUCAAGGACGAAAUGGAUCAAGGAAUGAAAGUUCAUCGGUCUGUCAAGACAAGACUCGAAGCUGGGGAAGCCUUCGCAGAGGGGUUGUAUAUUCCUAAAGUAAGACCUAACUUACCUAGGAACGAUAGGAAACAGGAAGAUGGUGGGAAGAUUGCAGGGAAGAAGAUUGCAGGUAGGGAGCCCGUAAGGUUGAAACAUGAGGAGUGGAACGUGGAAGAGCCUGUUCAUUGGGAGUGGGUUGAUUGACUGAAACGUUCCUCGUGUCUCGAUAGUAUUAGAGGACAGACCAUAUUGUAACCAUGAGACGGGUUAAUUAGAAAGCCAUAAUGCGCCACAAUACAUUCCAAGAUUCCAGAGUU